GUGUAAGAAAAUAAAUGAACUCGUACUAAAUCAAAUUCAAAUAAUCUUUUAUCCGAUUAAUCUGGUUGGCUGAUUAGUCGAAUACCAGGAGCUCUAUUAUAUACCGCAAACAAAAAAUCGCGGAUUGGGAAAAAAUAUCUCAAAUUAGGUAUCAUUUUUGCGAAGACAGGCUCCCUGUCGGAGUACAAGGCCUUAGUCGUACCCCAAUCGGCAUUCUCCGAAAGGAUAAGAGUAUUUAGAAUUAACAAAAGCCGUACCGUCUACGAUAAAACUCGACAGGCUAAUAUCGAAGGAACGACCAAGAGGAAAAAGGAGAUGUGCUUAUUUUCGCAGAGUGGAAAUCAUUAAGGUACACUUUAGCGCUUCAAAAAGGGUAAUAUCUCGAAGAGGCUAAAAAGAUGAUCAGGGCAUGAACAGGGAAACAGUGGAUACCUGUCGCGCAACAGAAAAAUCAAAACCUGGUCUUUGGCUUUAUGACACAUGACACAUGCAAACACCGGCCAAAUCCUUGCUUCUAAACCUUAACAGGUGUCUUCAGCUAAGAUAUUCGGAAUGAUGAAGAAGGAAGGAGGAAGAUACUACCACCUGGCGGAGGUGGCUUCAAAGUUUGAAGCCUUAAAUGAGCAACUUUAUAUUUGGCAAAAGUAUUUAAAGAAUAUGUCCGUUCAGUUAAAUUCUUUCAAUAUCUCAAACAUGAAUCUUCCACUCACCAUAACGCCUAUAAUACCAGCUUUAAAGGAUUUAACUGUUUCUGCUCCAUCGACUUCGCAUGCGAAUCCUUUGCAGCCAGAUUUAACAUUUCAUUGUAUGUGCUGCACGGCUUACUUUGAAAAUCCUUAUAUUUUAUAUCAGCACAUGAACAGUGAGCAUCCACAACCACAAGAGAGCGGUGAAAGUGGUAACACUGCGUCUGAUGAUGAUGAUCAAGAUUAUAGCUGGGUACUUGAGCCAGUUUGCGAAAUAGUUGAUAUGGAAGGUGAUGAUGAUGAUUCGGAUAGUGAUUCAGAAUCGGACGAUGAUUCAUCUAGCAGUUCUUCGCAAAGUUCAAGCAGUAGCUCAACUACUGUUAGCAUCUCCAAUUCCAAUUCGGUAACAAGAGAUACGAGCCCGAAUGAUACUCAGGGUCAAGAUGAAGAUUACACACGUAUGACUUCAGUAAGUACAAGCACUGUGCCACCCGCUAUUUAUGAAGAGGUUGUUGGUGAUGAGUCCACAAGCUCCUUGUGUACAACCAGUGACGCCGCGUACCCAAUGAUAAAACUAAAGACGGCAGAUCCUCGAGAAUCUACUUCAAUCAUAUUACUUACACCAAGGCCGGAAAAUGUUUCUGAAGAAAAUCAUGAAUUGUCAACUAGUAUGACUAUAGCUCCAGUUAUUACUAAGCCAGGUAGAGGAAGACGCAGCGCAGCACAGAAUGCGCAACUCGCUGCUUUAACAAAUGGAGAUCAAAAAUGUUUUCAAUGUGCACAUUGCGAAGCUUCGUUUCAAAACGCUGGAGACCUUUCAAAACAUGUGCGAUGCCAUAUCACAAAUAAGCCAUUUCAAUGCGCAAUCUGUGAGAAGACCUUUACUCACAUUGGCAGUUUGAAUACUCAUAUUAGAAUUCAUAGUGGUGAGAAACCGUAUAAAUGCGAAUUAUGUUCAAAGGCUUUUACUCAAUCAAGCAGUCUGAUGGUUCACGUUCGUUCUCAUUCUGUUAGAAAACCACAUCAGUGCCAUUUAUGCGAUAAAGGUUUCAUAAACUCCAGCUCACUUGUAUUACAUCUAAAAUCACAUGAUGAUACCGAAAUUUUCAAUUGUCCUGAAUGUGACAAAUCUUUUAAACAAGAAGACUUACUCGAAAAACAUCUACAAAUGCACACACAGCAGCUUGUAUAUCAGUGUUCCAUUUGUCAUGCAGCAUUUCGGACAUCAUCGGAGUUAGUGCAGCAUAUGAAAUGUCACAUGGGAGAAAAACCUUUCACAUGCUCUAUCUGCGAUCGCUCUUUUACACAGAGUGGAAGUCUUGGAAUACAUAUGCGUAUUCAUACAGGGGAACGCCCUUUUCAAUGCAAGCUCUGCGACAAAGCAUUUACCCAAGCGUCUAGCCUCAGCGUCCAUAUGAAAAUUCAUUCUGGGGAAAAAUCAUACCCUUGUCAUAUUUGCGGUAAAUCCUAUAGUCAGCAAGCCUAUCUAAACAAGCACAUACAAGCCCAUCUUACAGCUGGACAAAACAAUAUAGCUAAUAAUAUGACGAACGAUAUUCAAUUGUCCAAUAAUAUUGUGCCUUCGGAGGAAACGCUAGUUUGUAUUGUUUGUGGAGCAUUACAUAAAGACGUAAGUUCAUUGGCAUUACAUGUUACACAAAAGCAUGCUGUCUUGCUCAAAGAUACCGUACAGAGUAAUACAACACAAAGGCAAAUGCUUUCGGAUUAUGUGGGCGAAGAGGAACGUCGUUUACAGGAACAACAGUAUAUACAACAACUACAAUUAAUUAUGCGCACUGGCGGUGUAUUACCGCAAAUUGCCAUGGAUGUCGAUAUUAGGAAGAGUGAUGGGGAAUUAGUAAGAUCUGGUAGCUUUGAACGUAUUGGAGACUUUAAGAACAAUGGAAAUAGGAACAGCGAAACUGUAAAGCAAGAUUUCGAUCAGAAUUCGUUUGAUCAUUACGGCGCUGAAGAAGAAGUGGAGACUGAAGAAUAAAGUGUAGAUAUUCCUUUAUUUAAACCAAAAUCUUGUCAAUAUUAUAAUAUAGAAAAACGCAAAGCAACGUUUAGUCCAUCGUCCAUGCAUUAUAUAAUUUACGUAAAUACUUUAGUGUCAUAUUUUCAAUAUAAGAUUACACGUAUGACCCCCGCUGACAUUUUUUACCUGUACUUAUUCAGUAUUGCUUAUAUUUUUAUAAUAUUUAGUUGUAAACUUAGCAUGGUUUGAAAAAAUAAAAUACAAAAGUUGUUAAGUAUA
Molecule: messenger RNA, 2943 nt
Organism: Zeugodacus cucurbitae (melon fly)
Lineage: Eukaryota; Metazoa; Arthropoda; Insecta; Diptera; Tephritidae
Product: zinc finger protein ZFP2
Exons: 4
Coding region: 553-2682 (709 amino acids)
Biological process (GO): regulation of transcription by RNA polymerase II
Molecular function (GO): RNA polymerase II cis-regulatory region sequence-specific DNA binding; DNA-binding transcription factor activity
Source: RefSeq, a predicted model, not a curated record